AUGCAUUGCGCUUCAAGAUCAAUGCUGGCAGUCGCCAUCACGCUUGCGACAUGCUGGCGGUCGGCGCGGGGAACCUUGCUCUCGUACAAAAAGAUGCAGUCGCUGAUGGGUCGGGAUUUCUUUAGCAACUUCAAUUUCUAUACGGGUGCCGACCCGACCCACGGCACCGUGGAGUUCAUUGACGAAGCCACAGCCUGGAACGAGAAACUCCUCUCCAGCUCUGGUUCACACGUUCUCAUCCGAAGCGACAACACGACGGUGCUGCCAGAGGGCCAAGGCCGGAAGGCCUUGAGGAUUGAGUCGAAGCAAAGAUACAACGGCGGCCUGUUUGUGAUAGAGAUGGAUCAUGUCCCGACUGGCUGUGGCUCUUGGCCGGCUUUUUGGAUGUUCGGAGAUGAUGCGCAGCAUCAUUGGCCCCGCUGGGGUGAGUUCGACAUUUGGGAGACCAUCCACAUGCAAAACUAUGCAACUACAACUCUGCACACACGGAAGGACUGCGAUCAGCGAGCCGUGAAUGAAGGCAUCGACUUUGAAGGCCAGGGCUGGGCCGUCGGCACUGAAAGCAACAAGGCCAAGAACUGCUUUGUCCAUGCGGAUGCCGAGUACGACAACCAGGGCUGUGGGCAGAAACUCCAGGAUGGAUCUGCUGGUCCGAAGUUCAACAGCCAAGGAGGUGGCAUCUUCGUUGCGGAAUGGGAUCCGGUGGUGAACAAGCGCCUUCGGACUUGGUUCUUCCCGAAGACCAGCAAGGAGUAUAAUGAGCUCACCGUUGAGAGCCGUGACACUCUCGACCCGGAUGUUUUUGGCAUGCCGAACUCCUUCUUCACGCUGAACGAGAAGUGGUGCUCAUCCGGACAUUUCCACAACAUGAGGAUGGUGUUCGAUGUUACGUUCUGCGGUGACUAUGCAGGGGGCACGUUCCAGUCAAGCUGUCCUGGAGUUCAGAUGUCCUGCGAGGAGUAUGUGCGCACGAGGCCAAACGCGUUCAGUGAGACUUUCUGGAGCAUCCGGCGACUGGAUGUCUACCAGAGCGAUGAAGCCACAGCUCUCUGGGCACUUGAACACCCAGGUCCAUCACCUGUGUUUGCAAUUCUGGGGGCCCUGGCAGCGGCAGCUUUGCUUGGGGUUGUCUUGUACUACUACUGCAGCCGCCAGCGCAUGGUUGCAAUCGGGCAAGCCCUCACGGCGCCCGUCAAAGCAGACGGCAAGCUCCAGCUGCCUCUGCAGGCCACGAGAACAGGUGCGGGAGCAUUGGUCACAAGCCCCAGUUCUCGCCGAGAGGUAUUCAUCGCAUCCGAAGAUAGCUCUGGCAGAGCACAUGCAGCAAGGCCGGGGGAAGUGGAGCCAGCACCACCAGGUUUGUCCUUGCGUCGCCUUUGGCUAUUGUUUUGCUGCGCCAGCGAUUCUACUCUUCCUCCCAACCAGGCAGACGGUGGGACGAGACCCAUCGGUUAUGAUGAAGUCCACCCCACAAGCCCAACCAGGACGCCAUCGAGGACGGGUGAGAUCACACCGCUUCCACGCCAGCCGGCUCUCAGAAAGGAUGGACGCGCCGCUUCUGGAAUUCUCGUGCGAGCACCCUCGGGUGCGCUGGUUGACCAGGAUUCGGGCAAGGUGGUCGUUGCAGCCCCGUCCCGAUGA
Molecule: messenger RNA, 1641 nt
Organism: Symbiodinium natans
Lineage: Eukaryota; Dinophyceae; Suessiales; Symbiodiniaceae
Source: the annotation of a GenBank genome assembly